Vigna radiata var. radiata (mung bean) is the source of this 1446-nucleotide messenger RNA. RefSeq lists its product as uncharacterized. The record is from RefSeq and is a predicted model, not a curated record. Bases 1 to 1446 code for a protein of 481 amino acids. NCBI's taxonomy places the organism in Eukaryota, Viridiplantae, Streptophyta, Magnoliopsida, Fabales, Fabaceae. The transcript has a single exon.
AUGGAAGAAAUGCAGAGAAGACAUGAGGAAAUGCAAAGGAAGCAUGAAGAGGAGAUGGCGGCCGUACGAGCCGAGUGUUUAGCUCAGCUCCGCGGGGAAAAGGAAAAACAGACCGGAGAAGGCAAUAAGGAGGCCCACAGUAGUGCACAAGGUCAAGACGACCGGGGAAAGGGGGAACAGAAGAACACUGAGGAGGAGAAGGAGAAAGGAGAGGAAAGUUUAGUAUUGGUAAAGCCAGAGAUGCCAUCAGUUCCGGUGCCAUUCGUUCAGGCUGUGAUGGACGUCCGCAUCUCUGACCAGUUCAUUCCGCCGCAAUUCAAAAUGUAUGACAGCACCGGAGACCCGAAAGCACACAUUAAGUCAUUCACCAACGCCAUGGCGUUCCGUACGGGGAGCGAUGCCAUCUGGUGCCGGGCGUUCUCAUUGUCCCUCGAGGGCGAGGCCUUGGAAUGGUUCAAUUCCCUUCCCAAUGGCUCAGUAGAAAACUUCAAAGGGUUGAGCGGCAUGUUCACUGAACAGUUCGCCGCGUGCCGACCACAAGAUGUCACUCUAGUUGACUUGAUGAAUCUGAAGCAAGGGAAGGAGGAGCCGCUCAGAACCUUCAUGGACCGAUUCACAAAGACAGUACGUCGUGUCAGAGGUUUGAGCGUGGAGAUGGCCCUGCAGUAUGUGAUGCCGGCUCUUAGGCCAGGACCUUUUAAGGAAAGCGUCUACCGGACCUCACCCAAAACCUUGGAAGAACUACGCCAGCGGGCGGCGGACGAAGCAAGGGUGGAGGAAAUGAAACAAAAUUAUCGAAGGGAAAUGCAGGACGCGAAGGAUAAGAGCGAGGGAAAACAACAGGGUCAACCCCAACGACCAGGCGGUGUGAAGGGGCGAGACGGUCCCCGGGUCCCUCGCUUCCCUCAAUACACUCCCCUCAACGCCCCCCGGGCUCGGAUAUUGCAGGAAGCCCUGAGCACGCAAGUAAUGCGGACCCCUCAAAAGCGUCCUACUCCCCCGGGAGCCGACAGCAGUAAACACUGCCUGUAUCAUCAGAAUAUGGGCCACGACACCGAAGAUUGCAUGACGCUUAAGGAUCAGAUAGAGGAGCUCAUCCAGGCUGGACACUUAAAACAGUAUGUUAGGGGAUACCAGAGCGAAAUGGCGCCUGCCGGACGUCCGGCCCCCCGGGAGAGGAGUCCGAGGCCUUUACCCGACAGAGGUCACAGGGACGACCGUCCGAGACACAAACAUGGUCAAGUCGGACGGGGAAGGAGUUCGGAGAGAAGGAGGGAGAGGAGCAGGAGUCGGAGCAGAAGCCGGGCAGGCGACAACACUGGACCGUUGCGGGGGAUGAUUAACACGAUCUCCGGUGGAUUUGCAGGCGGGGGAACGUCGUCGUCUGCGCAAAAACGGAGCAUCCGUCAUCUGCGGUCCAUACACGCCGUUGACGUUCCUAAAUGA